Molecule: messenger RNA, 711 nt
Organism: Capsella rubella
Lineage: Eukaryota; Viridiplantae; Streptophyta; Magnoliopsida; Brassicales; Brassicaceae
Product: nucleolar protein 58
Exons: 1
Coding region: 166-540 (124 amino acids)
Source: RefSeq, a predicted model, not a curated record
AAUUUUUACGGAUGUGAUCAUCUUAUGUCCAAAAUUAGCUGAAGAUCCUUUUCAAAUAAAAGGGUAAUUCUUAGUUUCACAAGAAAUAUGUAAGGUACAUUUUAGAUUGAAGCACUCUCUCUAAGAUAACAACAAGUCGUCAAACCCGAAAUCUCAUAAAGAAUAAUGGGAGAAACAGAAGAGAAAGUGAAGAAUCAUGGUGAUAAUAAAGAAGAGGAACACAACAAGGUUGAGAAAACAGAGAAGAAGGAGAAGAAGGAUAAAGAUAAGAAGGAUAAGCACGAGGACGAUAAAAACGGCGGAGGAGAAGAAGGAGAAGACCAAGAGAAGAAGAGCAAGAAGAAAGAUAAGAAGACGAAGAAAGAGAAGAACCCUGAAGAUAAGAAAGAUCCUGAGAAGUUGAAGACGAAGCUUCAGAAGAUUGAAGACAAGAUUCAAGCUAUGGUCCUAAAGAAAGAUGAGAUUCUUAAGCUUAUUCAUGAUGCUGAACAAGCUAAGCCUAGUACUGCUGCAGUAGAUGCACCACCACCAACUAACUAAACCGUUUUCAAACACAUAAAUAUAAUUAAACUAAUAAUAUGUAUGUCAAUAACAAAUGCUGAUGGAUGUUAUUCUCAGCUAUAGGAUCUUUUUGGUUUGUUUUGUAUGAUACAAAUCAGACUUUGCUUGUUAAAUUUGUGUUGUAAAUUGUACAAAAACUAUUAUGUUUAA